AUGGAGGAGUUAGCAAGAAAGAAAAGAGUACGAGCAGGUCAUCGCGGUUACCUGACGAAAGUUGUGGCGUCGGCAGCAGGCUUAGUCGACGCAUUCGAUGAACGAAGAAAGAAUGACGCGGAACAGCAACGCGACAAAAUCUUGGAGACAGUCGCUAUGCUCCAAAAACUGGAUGAAGACAUCCUUAACUUGAUUGCUGGGGACGAAGAAGCGUCAGAACUUGACAUUGUCAGCGAAGUCGAGGAAGCUGGAAGAAUAAGUUCUGAAGCAAAGUCGAUGGCGAGGAAGCUUCGCCAAAAGAUUGACGGCAAUUGCGCUUCGGAAAAUAGAAUGAACAGUUCGUUAAGGUCUGACGGAGGAGCGUCGGUGACCAAUAGAACAGUUUGCGCAAAAUUGCCAAAGCUGCACGUUAAGCGGUUCAAUGGAAAUGUUUGCGAAUGGCAGGAGUUUUGGGAUUCCUUCGAAAGCGCCAUUCACGGAAAUGGAAGUUUGUCCGACGUUGACAAAUUCAAUUAUCUUCGGGGACUCUUAGGCGAACCAGCGAAGUCAUAUAGAGUGAAAGAUCCGAGAGAUAUUACGUCUCUUCGUCACUUGUGUGAUAGUGUCGAAGCACAUCAUCGAGGUUUGGAUGCAUUGGGAGUGGACAGCGCUACGUAUUCAUCAAUCGUGGUACCUUACGUUUUGAACUUGAUACCGGAAUCGAUUCGAUUGUUGAUCACGAGAGGCGAAAACUUCCAUCAGUGGGAUAUGGACGAUAUGUUAAGAGCGUUAAAGUGCGAAGUUGAGCUGCGAGAAGAGCAUCGAGUUCAGAGAGAGCAACGAGAACGGCAUGGUGAUCCUGAGAAGUCGUCAAAUGGAGCCAGGCGGAACGAUACGAAAACAGCAAGCGCCCUCCUGACAAAAUCGGGACCGGUUCGUUGCGCAUUCUGCCUGGGAUGUCAUCGGCAUGAAGAAUGUGAGAAGAUCAAGUCAAUUGAGGAACGUAAGAAUAUUAUUAAGAAAUACGGUCGUUGUUAUAUUUGUUUGGAAAAGGGCCACAAGGCUCGUGACUGUGACAACAAUAUUAAAUGUAGUAUAUGUAAGAAGAAUCACCACAAGGCUCUGUGUGAUUCGGGAAAGGAAAGAUGCAAUGUUGCUUUGCAAACUGCACAAGCAAAACUGGUUGGUAGUAAGUCGGGACGAGUAAGGGUUUUGUUGGAUUCUGGGAGUCAGAGAUCAUUUGUUACUGAAAGGACGGCUAAAGCGUUGGGAUGUAAAGUCGUUCGUGAAGAAAAUCUGAGAAUAGGAACGUUUGGGAAAAGGGCUUUAGAGAACGAGUUGAGAAGGGUUGUGCGAUUGGAUUUGAGUUCGUUGUCGGGUGGUGAAGUCGUAUCUAUCGAGGCAUAUGUUGUACCAGAAAUAUCAGUAAUUAGUAAUCAACAUUUGGAGGUGGUUCGAAAUAACUUUGAACAUUUGAAGGGGUUGUGGUUGUCUGAUGUUUGUAAGGUAAAUGAGGAAUUGGAGGUAAACGUACUCGUGGGUGCGGAUUACUUGUGGUCGUUGCAGAAAGGUCGUAUUAUGCGAGGGAAGCAGGGGGAGCCUGUGGCUAUCGAGACGGUGCUUGGAUGGGUAGUUUCAGGGCCGGUUGGAAGCACGGAUAAGAAUCAACCCGCCACUGCUCAGGUAAAUUUUUGCUCCGCUAAUAAAACUUGUAUCAACGUAGAAAACUUUUGGGAUUUAGAAAGCCUAGGAAUUAAGGACAAAGUAAGUGAUGUGCAUGAAUCGGUCAUAAACGAUCUUAGUUUUGACGGUACGCGUUAUUCAGUGGGGUUGCCCUGGAGGGAGGGUCACGAUCCUUUACCUACUAACUAUGACUUAAGUCUUAAGAGAAUGAAGGGACAAAUCAGACGACUAGGUAAGAACCCAGAAUUACUGAAGGAAUAUGACACUAUCAUUAAGGCCCAAGAAGAGUUAGGCAUCAUAGAGAGGGUAGGAAAAGAUAGUGUGAUUAAUUCUCAUGCCAAAAUACAUUACAUGCCUCAUCAAGCUGUCGUGCGAAAGGAUGCCAAGACGACAAAGGUUAGAGUGGUUUAUGACGCAAGCGCUAAAGUACUCAAGUCAAGUGUCUCUUUGAAUGAUUGUUUGCAUAUCGGACCUUCACUUAAUCCACUUUUGUUUGAUAUUCUGCUUAGGUUCCGUGAGCAAAGAAUAGCGCUAAUAGCGGACAUAGAGAAGGCCUUCCUAAACAUUGAAGUGCACGAAAGGGAUCGAGAUAGCCUAAGAAAAACUGCUAAAAGCUUUUACGUGGACGAUCUUGCCAGCGGUGAAUCUAGUACAGAGCGAGCGUAUCAGCUAUAUCGUAAGGCCAACGAACGCAUGAAUGAAGGCGGAUUUAAGUUACGCAAAUGGCGGACUAAUGAUAGUGCGUUAAGAUCGCAAAUUGAAGAAGAUGUGCGUGACGUGGAAAGUAGUUGCGUUGAUGAGCAAACGUAUGCGAAAACCACGCUUGCUCAAGUACAGGGUCAAUUUGGUAAAGUAUUAGGGUUGGAAUGGGAUAGCGUCGGGGACGUAAUAAUAUUCGAUUUCGAAAAUUUGAGUGCGAAAGCGGAAAACACGGAACCGACGAAGAGAAAUGUGUUGAGUCUGUUAGCUUGUAUCUUCGAUCCAUUAGGGCUCUUGAGUCCUACGAUUGUUAAAGCUAAAAUUCUCUUUCAAGAUAUUUGUUACAGUGGCGUGGAUUGGGACGAUACAUUGCCUAAAAGUGUGAAAGAGAAGUGGGAGAAGUGGUUGAGAGAUCUAAAGGAGGUAAAGAGUGUUUCAAUAGGCAGGUACUCGAGCGGCGUGACUGACACAUCUGGCUCAGAAUCAAAGCAGAGAUAUUUUUUGCAUGGAUUUGGGGAUGCGUCAAAGCGAGCUUAUUGUGCGGUUGUGUAUCUAGUAGUUUUGAACGGUAACGAUGUUCGUGUUAAGUUGAUUGCCAGCAAAACAAGAGUAGCCCCGAUGAAAGAACUUAGUAUUCCGCGGUUAGAAUUAAUGGCAGCUAGAAUAUUGGCUCAUUUAAUGUCUGCAGUCAGGAAAGCGUUAGAGUCAGAGUAUAAUUUUGAGGGCGUUAAGUAUUGGACUGAUAGUAUGACUGUUUUGUAUUGGAUAGUCAACUCAGGCAAUUGGAAGCAAUUUGUUCAGCAUAGAGUUGACGAAAUAUUAAGGCUUAGUUCAAAAACAGAGUGGAGUCAUUGUCCAGGUAAGGAAAACCCUGCAGAUUUAGGGUCGCGAGGGGUCUUGAUGACUGAGUUAAAGAACGCGGAGGUUUGGUGGUCAGGACCGUCUUGGUUGCGGGGUAGUCCAAGGCAUUAUCCUAUGGUGAAGGAGAUAGUUCCCACAGUAGACAGCAAGGUUGAAGAGAAAAGGUCAUUUGUUGUUAACCUAAUCAUAAGUGCAAGGUCAUUGUUUGGAAUUGGCAAUGUCAUUAGCAUAAGUAAAUACAGCACACUUACACGGCUGUUAAGAGUUACUGCGUGGGUGAAGAGAUUCGUCUAUAAUUUGAAACAAAAAAGACUAGGAUUAGAAAUUUUUACCGGACCAAUAAAAGCGAGCGAAAUGAAUGAUGGAGAAUGCGAGUGGAUAAAGUCAGCCCAGCUAGAGUUACGAGAGCAACCCGAGUUUAAGCAGUUAGAAAGACAGUACGGACUGAUAGAAAUGAACGGGAUACUGCAUUGUACGGGAAGAUUGGGUGAAUCAGAUUUGGAGGCAGAAGCUAGAGAGCCGAUUGUUUUGCCUAGGAGACAGUAUUUCACAGAGCUAGUGAUUAGGCAGUGUCAUGAAUCUGUUAUGCAUGGGGGAGUUCGGAGCACGUUGGCGCAACUGAGGUCGAAGUAUUGGGUACCCAAGGGCAGACAGGAAGUUAAGAGAGUGAGCGGUGGAUGUGUAGCUUGUAAACGAUGGAACAGUAAGCCGUGUACACAAAUAAAGCAAGCAGCGUUACCAGAGUUUAGGGUUAGGAGAGCCGCACCAUUUGAAAAUUCAGGCGUAGAUUUUGCAGGACCUUUGUACGUAAAACAAAGACCCUUAACGUAUGAGUACGAGGAAGUGAAUAGUGAAGUACUUACUCCUGCACAUUUAGUCUAUGGUAGGCGCAUCGUGACAUUACCCGAUAGCAAGGACUCAAAAAUUAAUGAUUUAGGACAAGAUUCGACUAGAACAAACACUAGGACACGAUUCAAACAUUUAAGUACCAUACUGGAGCAUUUUUGGAGCAGGUGGAAACGGGAGUAUCUCACGAAUCUUCGGGAAUUUCAUAAGGGUAAGAAAAGGGGGGAGUGGAAGACAGGUGUGAUUCAGGAAUUGAUUUGUGGCAAGGAUAAGGUCGUUCGUGGUGCAAGGGUUUGCGUGAUGACAAACGGUCGUCGCCAGGUGUUGAAUAGAGCGAUUCAGCAUUUAUAUCCAGUUGAGGUUAAAGACGAGAUCCCACCAUACAAUACAAUCAAAGUUAAAAAUAAGACGAACCCAAUUAACAAUAUACAUUUCCAGGGUUCUUUAGGCAAAUGUAAUACACCAAAGCCUGGGACUUUGGACUUUGUUGGAAAGGCAAAAUGGAAUGCAUGGAACGAUUUGGGUGAUUUAUCACAGGUAGAUGCACAAAAACAGUAUAUAGCACUUGUGGAGACUUUACUAGGACAAGAACCCAAGAUUAACAGCCAACCCAACAAAGACAUUAAUACAUCAAAUGAGUUUGAAAAUAUUCUUGUCUCUCCUGAUGGCGGUUUGAGGACAAUCACAAUGAACAGGCCUGAUAAAUACAAUGCUUUGACCCCAAAGAUUUUCUUCGACAUUUCCACCAGCUGCUGGUUCAGUUCAUUAAAAGUUCCGUUUAUUCAAAACCAUUUGAAAUAUGCAACAAAGGACAAACACUCUGCAGCAAGUGGCCUGCAUCUCGCAAGAAGCCGCAAGUCUCUCAUCAAUUUUCAUUCAAUUGCUUCAAGUUUUGUCAACGCCACAAACGAAGAAUAAGGUUUACGAAGCUGAAAGCCACAUGUUGUAUGUACUUUGCUCAUUAUCACUUAUUUAUUAGCGGAAAGCUAAGCUGUUAUGAAUAGAGCAACU
Xenia sp. Carnegie-2017 is the source of this 5079-nucleotide messenger RNA. RefSeq lists its product as uncharacterized. The record is from RefSeq and is a predicted model, not a curated record. The transcript is spliced from 11 exons. Bases 1 to 4986 code for a protein of 1661 amino acids. Gene Ontology annotation, molecular function: zinc ion binding; nucleic acid binding; fatty-acyl-CoA binding. Lineage: Eukaryota; Metazoa; Cnidaria; Anthozoa; Malacalcyonacea; Xeniidae.